This is a messenger RNA of Owenia fusiformis, 12346 nucleotides long. The record is from the annotation of a GenBank genome assembly. NCBI's taxonomy places the organism in Eukaryota, Metazoa, Annelida, Polychaeta, Sabellida, Oweniidae.
AUGGAGGGUAAACAAAUAUACGUACUUCCGGGAAAGGAGGUGCGCGAAGGUGGAAAUCAUGAUGGUUUAACAGACAGCAAUACAAACAAUACAAACACAAACCAAGGUGGAAUACAAACUACACAAAAAACACAAAAUGAUAACCCAAAUGAAACUGCCAACUCAAAGCCAAAUAACACAACUGCCAAUAUACAGUUAAAUAUCGCAAAUCACCAUAAUUCACAGGAUAAUUCACAGACACCACCACAAGAGGGCAGUCCGAGCAAACGGCAAAGCGGCGACAAGGAAUUAUAUUCGCUGUUUCUGGAACUAGAUCGAGAAAGACAAAAGAUUGUUCAAGACUUAGAAGACGAGAAUGUCAAUUGUAAAUGGUACCAUGAGCAGUUGGAGGAGGUGACCAAUAAGGUGGAACAGCUUCCCGUCACUGACAACUAUAAUCUACAGACGGAUAUGGCGCGACGUCAGCUGGACUUUGAAGCUCAGAGGAUCCGGGACCUCAUGCAAGAGAAUUAUGGGACCACGGAGCACAUAUCUCAACGUCAUGAAGCAAGACUACAGCGAAUACGUAUGAUUGAGACUGAGAUGUUACGCAUACAGAGACUGCACAAGGCCCAACAGAUGGCACUGCAGAAACAGAGCGAGGAGCAGACGGAGGCAAAGCAUGAUGAUGUUUUAGUGGUUGACGCAGCAACGAGUACCAUCGAUAGUCAAAAGAUGGCAGCUAAGGAAUGUAACGAUUCGCGUGCAACAUUCCACCCUCCAAACGGAACACGUCACAAUAACCUCUCCUCACAGUCUCCAGUCAUAGAUGAGCAAAAACAGAACAACCAGAACCUUGCCUCACUAUAUCAUGGGGCGUGGCCCAUGGAAAAAGGUGUAUCCGGAGAGGGGAGUCUUUCGGGAGUUUUGAACCAGGAGACAUCAAGUGUCAUGAGCUUUAACUCAAGUAAUGCAUCCACAGGGUCUAGGCGAGCAAACCAACAACAGCUAGGGACAAAGGUUGAGAUGGUGUAUUCGUUACUCUCUAUGUUAGGGACACAUGACAAAGAUGACAUGAGUCGCACACUACUUGCAAUGUCCAGCUCCCAGGAUAGCUGUAUAGCAAUGAGACAGUCAGGAUGUUUGCCAUUACUGAUUCAACUCCUGCAUGGCAAUGAUAAAGAAUCCGGGUUGCUAGGCAACACACGGGGUAGCAAAGCCGCAAGGGCACGAGCAGCCGCCGCCCUCCAUAAUAUAGUUCACAGUCACCCUGAUGACAAAAGAGGGCGCCGGGAAGCCAGAGUGCUGCGAUUGUUGGAACAGAUUCGGGCACAUUGUGAUCAACUUCGUGAUGUCACUGAUGAUGAAGAAGAGGGUCAAAGGUCAAGGCCAGGCUCUGCAGCCCGAUCUGCAGACAUUGAUCAUCACCCAGGGCCUGCAAUCGCUGCUCUAAUGAAGCUGUCUUUUGAUGAGGAGCAUCGACAUGCAAUAUGUACUCUAGGGGGUCUCCAAGCAAUAGCGGAACUCCUGUAUGUUGAUCAUGAGGCACAUCAUAGCACAACUGAGCAGUACAACAUCACAAUGCGACGCUACGCCUGUAUGGCUCUAACUAAUCUAACAUUCGGUGAUGGCACGAACAAAGCCUUAUUGUGUUCAAUGAAAUUGUGCAUGCACGCCCUUGUUGCACAAUUGGAAUCCCCGAAUGAGGAUUUACGCCAAGUUGCAGCAAGUGUCUUAAGGAAUUUAUCAUGGCGAGCAGAUUUAGCGAGUAAAAAGACUUUACGUGAAGUAGGUGCCGUCACAGCACUAAUGAAGGCGGCAUUGGAGGUUCAGAAAGAAUCAACUUUAAAAAGUGUAUUAAGUGCCCUAUGGAAUCUUUCUGCACACUGCAGUGAGAAUAAAGCAGAUAUUUGCGCUGUUGAUGGUGCGCUCGCAUUCCUUGUGAGCACAUUGACUUAUAAGAGCCCAUCUAAGACACUAGCUAUUAUAGAAAAUGGCGGAGGGAUGUUACGCAAUGUUUCUAGUCAUAUAGCUGUACGAGAGGACUAUAGAAAAAUCUUACGCACACAAGGAUGUAUGCAUAUAUUGCUAAAACAUUUACGCUCACCAAGUUUAACGAUUGUGAGCAAUGCUUGCGGGACACUUUGGAACUUAUCGGCACGUUGUACUGAGGACCAGCAAGCAUUAUGGGAAAUGGGAGCAGUGAGCAUGCUCAGGAAUUUGGUCCAUUCCAAACAUAAAAUGAUCUCUAUGGGAAGUGCGGCUGCAUUGAAAAACCUCCUUGGUGCUAAGCCUGCCGUGGGUAAUAUAGAUGGCGAUAAACAUAGUAGAUCUAACAUGCCAUCUUUAACAGUCAGGAAAUACAAACAAUUAGAGUCUGAGUUAGAUCAGAAUUUGUCGGAGACUUGUGACAAUAUUGAAAGCCCGAGGGAUAGCCCACAGGAAGUUCGCAAACACCCCCCUCCUAACAACCGAUUCAUGUAUCAGGGAGAUAGCUGUGGAAUGUACCAGGUCGCUGACUCAGAGCAUCGGAGACCUUUAUUACGAAGUCCGAUAUAUUCCAGGGGAAGUAGUGGGGAAAAUUCACCACUUUUAGACAAUCGGUUGCGUUCCCCUCAGAGACCUGUCGCAAGAACUGGAUCCCAGGAUAGUGUAGGAAGCACCCAUUCAGACAUUUCGCAUGACAGGGUGCGUGUAUCGAACAUAUUAACCAAGUCAAAACUGUCACAGGAUAAACCCACCACCCCUGAACGUAAACUUUCCCAAAGAAAUAAUGACAAUUUUAGAGGCUCAAGUUCCCCCAUUGAUCCGAAAUCCAACAUUUUAGCACCGAAUAGUCGCAUCAUGCAAAUAAUGCAAGAAGUUGUAAUGCAUGCAGAAACAACCGAUAAGGGAGGAAGAGAACCUCAUACAACAGCCAGUGCCCCAGCAUCACCAAAGACCCAAGUUCGUCCAAUGGGAAGAGGACGAAGCAUACCUGUUUAUAACCGACAACAACCAGAUCCUGCGUAUAAAGGAACUAAUAGUGCACACGCCUCUCCUGUCAUCAACCAUCGACAGUUUGGAGGUGAAAAUAGACUGAAUAACAUCGCUAAUUACCAGAAAUCACAAUUUUCAAAUCUACCUCAAAAGGUAGAAAACCUCAAACUAACAGAUGCCGAUCAAGAGCAGCCUAUUAACUAUAGCCUAAAAUACUCAGAUAAUCAAAAACAAGACAAUUUUAAAAGACCUUUACCACCAAAAGUUGGUAACUACGUGGCAGGUUUGGCAUAUAACAGUGGCCAACAAAAGAACUCUAAUGCCCCUCAAGGCAAACAAACCAAACCUACAAGACAAAACCAUGGUUACGCAGAAACUGAUCUUGAUAGUGUUGAUCAACCAACAAAUUAUGGUAUGCGAUAUACGGAAGAGGAUGAGGAAGUGCAAUUCACAGAACAGCCUAUCAACUAUAGUACACGAUACAGAGAUAACGAAAACUGUGCGGAUUGUAAAUUACAUAUGGCUCGAAGGACUAAUGACAUUAUAGAUGAACACAUCUGUGAUGAUCAAGUUAAGGCAUUUUAUACAGAGGAUACUCCAUACCUUUCAACUGCCACGUCAUUGACGGAUCUUAGCAAACACAAGCAUGGUGACGACCACGGUGGGGAUGACUCUAACAGUCCACCAUCUGAUGAACAGCCUCAGAAUUAUGCAAAUAAAUACCCAGAGAGUGAGGACAGGAGCACGAAUGGUAGCCACAGCACUUGCGAGCAUUCUAGAUCUACAGUCAUCCACGUUGCAAAACCUCAACCGCCACGUAGUGUUCAAGAACCCACGGAAAUGGAGAAUGCUCCCCCUAUGAAUAUGCGCUCGUAUAUUGACACAAAUGAUAUGCUUCCACCAGAGAAACCAAAGACUUAUGCUGAGGAGGGUACCCCAUUGUGUUUCUCGAGAGUCAGCUCGCUAAGUAGCCUCCAUAGCAGUGAAGCCCAGGAUAGGGGCAAUUCUAAACCUCCACAUGAUCCAGCCUUACAGAGCAUAGCUGAGGGCAAGAUAAUUGACACAACAGACAGACACAACCGGUCCCAGGGUGAAAAUCCAGCUAAUAUAUCCCAAGGAGCUGAGAGCACUGCUUCAGGCCCAGCAAAAAGUGUUACGUUUGAUGAGCAUAAUAAUAUUCAGGAGACACCCAUGAUGUUCUCACGAUGCAGUUCACUUGGCUCUUUAAGCAGUUUUGAUGCCCAUUCAGUACAUAGUUCUGUGAUCAGUGAAUAUAGUAGAAGAGCCAGUGAAGUAGUCUCCCCUAGUGACCUUCCUGACUCUCCUAGCGAUACAGUCCCUAACACACCAAAGAGGAGCAAAUCACCCGUGAAAUUCCCAGAACUUGGAAAUAGUCCAAAUAAAGAUGUCGCCACCCCUGUAGUCAACCCACACCAGAGGGAGGCCCAGUCAUUAUCACCAACGAAAAUGGGCCCACCACUCCAUCCCCCUCUUAAACCAAAUGUUAAUCAGUCUCGUGGAAUAGAACCUGAAAAAUUCACAAGAGAUCCUCAACAUUUCUCAACGACAUCAAGUCUCAGUGCAUUAUCAUUUGACGAUGAUGAACCAAAGAUUCAAAAGGACAAUGAUUUGGCAACAAUUCCUCUUACUGGAGAGAGGGGAGAUAUGUUCAAAAUGGAACAGGCUACACCAAAACCUAAAGACGAUAAACCCUUUGAGCCUGUGUAUGGUACUGUUACCAAAGAAGAUACGGACACUAGUAAGCCAAAUGAUCUGGAUGAGGGAUCCUCUGUGUCUGAAGUCUCUGAUGGUGAUGAGGAUAUUCUAGCCGCAUGUAUAUCAUCUGCAAUGCCAAGUAAAUCAUCUAAAAGCAAGAUGAGGAAGUCUCAUUCUGAUCACAGCAUCAAGAAAACACGGGGAAAUCCACAGAGGUCUGGAUUCGGAAGUAAAAUCCAUGGUGUACGUAGAAGUGCCUCAGGAUCAUUAUCCCCAAGAUCAAAACUGCCUCCUAACUUUCCUGCCGGCAAAUACCCUAUAAAACCCAUUCCAGAUCCAUGGGGUUCGAUUGAUGAAAUCCAGACAUUUGCUGAAGAAGGCACCCCAUUGCAUUUAUCUGGUAGCCAGUCACCCACAGAGCUGGUACCCCCUGUGGAGGCCCCCGCCAUGAGGCAACAACAAAUACAGCCCCAACAGAACAUAGUGAACAGCAAACCCGAUACAAUGAGGUUCAAAAAUCCUGAACCACAUAUGGUUCACCCCAGCCAUAACUUCAACCCUGGACAUGUGCCAUCUAACAUCAGUAGCCAUGGUGAUAGCUCUGGUGACACAUUGAAGAAUUUCGCAGUUGAAGACACACCUCAUAAUUUCUCCACAGCAACCUCUCUCAGUGACCUCAGUUUCACUCCAGAUGGCGGUGAUAGUAUGAAGAACGAUGAUGAAAGAGCUCUAGCUGAACAUGUUAAAAAUAAUGAUGCUGAAGAUUCACAUAAAGGAGAUCCUUCUGAUAUGAGUUCUCUGGAUGAUGAUGAGGAUCUCCUAUCUGAAUUAAUUGACUCAGCAAUGCCUAAAAGUAUCAAGAAGAAAUCACAUGGAUCAACUCAGGAGAAAACUGAAGCAAAUGAAUCUAAAAAUCUUGCGACUAAGCAGCAACAUGGCUCCGUUUUCAAGAAAGGUUUCCAACCACUAAGGACAUCAAGUGAGAGGUCUGAUGCUCAUAUAGGAGCCAGUGAUUCAGUUAGGACAUAUGCAGUGGAGGGAACCCCUGCUAAUCUUUCAACAGCAACCUCCUUGAGUAACCUAACAGUUGAUGAUUAUAACUCCAAGUCUUACGGAGAGCCAUUCAGUACUUCGGAUCACCCCUCAACUGAGCCAAACAUGCAUAGCACGGCCGCCACUUUCGGAUCCAUCCCACAAGAAGAUGAUGUCUUUUUGGGAGUCAGUUCUUGUUAUGACUCCCCAAAGGUGUAUGGUGUUGAGGGGACUCCUUUUUCAUUCUCACGCAAUGAUUCCCUAAGUUCUUUAGACUGUGAGGAUGAUGCUGAAACUGGCUCUGUUAAUCGACAUAAAAUGACCCCACGGAAACAAGGUCCUUUAAAGAAACUAUCAAUUCCUCAAUCUCCAAGACAGGUUGAAGGGAGCAGUGGUGGAUCGACACCCCAUUCUAAAGCAAUCCUAUCUAAACCCCCUAUCCCUUCAUCUAGCAAGACCAAAUCAGAUAUGCCUCCAAAUGUUGCCAAAGACAUAGCCGCCGCUCGGAAAAUCUCUGGGGAUGACAUUUCAAAGAACUAUGAAGUAGAAGGGACCCCUAUGUGCUUCUCUAGGAAUUCCUCCCUGAGUUCACUAAACAGUGAAGACAUGGUUGCUAAGGCUAAAUCCCCUGAAGGUAUACCAGUGAAAGAUGAUAAUGAGUCUUUUGUACUUGAAGACACUCCACUCAGCUUCUCAAGAAACAGUUCUCUUAGCUCACUCAGUAUAAAUAGUGUUGAUUCAGAACCAAGCGCGUCUGAACAGGCCCUCCUGGAUGAAUGCAUCAACUCAGCUAUGCCAAAGAAGACUCCCAGUAAAGUCGAUAAAUCAAAGUCAAAAUCAAAAACAAGCCCUGGAGCAAGUGCAACUAAAACCAAAACACCUCCCGGAAAGUCUACAAAAAGUAAGCCAGCUGUUAAGACAUUACCACCAAAGCAGCCAUCUCAGCCAAUAAACCAACAGCCUCAACCAACAAAGCAAUCAUCUCAGCCAGUGAAGCAACCAUCUCAACCAUUCAAACAACCACCUCAACCAGCUGCUAAGCCAAAUGUUAGUCAUAGAUCUCGAAAUCCUCAAUCGAGAUCUGCGUCACGUCAAAUCUCAGACUCUAACAGUAAUGUGAUACCAACAGGCAGUAACAACAAUCAUAUUACGAAUCCUAGCUCAAGAGCCAAUAACAAUGCAGAUAACAAUAGAGAUGAGUCGUUAAACUGCUUUAACCCAAUGAUGCAGACGGACACUAAUGCAAACCUAAGUUCCUGGCGGAAAAUGCCACAUAAAUCGUCAGAGGACUUUCGUGUCUCAAAAAAUACUGCUGAGGGUAAUACGUCAAGCUGGCGCCGAACUCGGUCCCAGGAUGGCGAUUUAAAACAAAGAAAAGAAGCAACCAAUCAAGAGAAAGCUCAAGAAUCGACAGCGAUGAUCUGGAAGAAAAUGCCGGAGCUCCAUCUGGUGAAUAAUGUGAUAACUGUUGCAAAUGUGUCUGCAACCCUAGCUCAGAUAGACUCCAACAAAUCGUCACCUAGUUGUAGUACAAAAACACAUGAAACUUUACAAUACCCCGAUAACAAACUCUCUGAAAUGCACCUUAAUGAUGCAGGACACGAGAGUGGGACUGAAAAGAUGGACAGUUGUAAAGAAAAUGAUAGCGAUGAAAGUGAACAUGACAAACCUGAACAUGAUGAUGCCAUUGAAGCAUUAAGAGAUGCUGAUAGAAGUAUACAGCAAUUCCAGCCUGAAGUGUUCUGCCCACUACAGGAUCCUGACCCCGAAGAUAAUUCAGAACCUCUUGGUUUGGGCCCAUUUCAGGACAAAAGUCCAUUUCAGGAUAGAGGGAAGAAUAUUAUAUGUGAUAGCAGGACAAAGAUAUCUCUUGAUUCACCAGAUGAUCCAGAUGGGAUUGUACUAGAAGAUGAGGUUGAUAUCAAUGACACACUGGACUCUAUUGAGAUUAUAGAUAUGGAUGAUAUAAUGCAGGAGACAUUUCCAGAUGACUUCCCUAUGGCCAACAGUGGAGGAUCAAUAAUCCCAGCACACCCCGAUACAGACUCUUCAAAGGAUGACCAAUCAGAGAAACUUUCCCAAGAUGAUGUCACAACCACCGACCAAUCAGAAAAGCUCCCUUUUGAUGAUGUCACAAACACUACGUCAAUAGACCAACCAAUAGAAGUCCCCCAUAUCGAACCACAUGACUUGUCUGUAGAAGAUGAACGCCUCCUCGAGGAAAAUGCCAACUUGGUGCUGUCUGAGUUAACCACCCAGCAUCUUGAAGGAAGUGUCAAUGACGACUUAUUUAUUGACAAUGAGACAUUAUCACUUGUGUCCAAUGACUUCACAGAUGAUAAUGCCUCAGAGAUCUCCCUCAGUCUCUCAGCAAGCUCUAAGACUCUAUCUGAAACCACCACAGCUAGUGACGUCACAUCCACAGUGGCACAACCCUCCACUGCAAGACCCAGACCAAGGAUUAUAAAGCCAACUGAUAAGGAAUAUAUUGAAAGGAAAGCAGCGGAGGAACAGAAAGGAAUCAGAGGAGCAAAGAAGAACUACAGGGGAGUGAAGUCAUUUUCAUCUGCCUCAAGUGUAAAGUCGUCAGUAUCUUCAAAGAGUUCAGUUAGUCUCACAAGUAAAAAUCAGAAACCUGUGACACCUGUUAGGGGAGGUAACAAACCUACAACCAAUGGACCUAAAGCUGUUACACCAAGAAAGCCAAUUGCAAGUAAGACAUCACAAAAUGGAAAAUCAACGCCUCUGAAAGGAAAUGCAGGAACAUCUAAAGGAAUGUCUACCCCUACAAAGGGACCUUCUGCCCCUGCAAAAGGUACUCCAUCCCCUCCCAAAGGAACUAAUAAUACCCAGCCAACAAACUAUGGUACAUACACCAAGAAUGGUCCUAAAGGGACACAGAAGUCCAAAGUCACAACUCAAAAACCUACUGCCACUCCUGAUGUCAAACCUGUGAACUCCAAACAGAGUGACCCAUCCGACAGACCAAAACCUCCCAUUAAACAAGGCACAUUUACCAAAGAUACAGCAUCAACCAAUUCUGCUCUCCCUACCAUAUCAUCCAAUAGAUCUGCAGAGUCAGAGUGUGAUGAUGAAAGUGUACGAUUCAGUCUAGAUGUGGAUAAUGACGCUACUGAAUAUUCAUUCAACCAAGAUGAUGAUGACCUCACAGAUCUGUCUAUCCCAGGGGUAAUCUUGAGAAAGAAACGACUUAGCGGGGGAUCACAUGGUAGCAGCGGGUCUGUCAGACAUAGUUCUAGCUCCCCAAGGAAUAGCAGUGGGUCUACAUCUAGCGGGGAUAAGUUCACUCCUCCAACUUCCUGGACUAACACCCUGGAGGGGAACUUUCACUUUGUGGUAGAUACCUCGCAACAGCAGGGCUAUGACGCCCCUUAUAAGCAAAUCCAAAUGAAGCGUCAUGCCUCAGAUGCCCCACCCGCUCUUAAGAAACAAGUCAGUAAUGAAUCAAAUAAAACUAUGAAUGAUUUAAAUAAACCAACUAAACAAACCACUAAAGUUACCCCUGGUACAAAUCUUACAAAAACAGCAAGUGGGAACAGUUUGUCAAAAUCAGGAGCGACCGUAACCAAGACAUCAAGCGGAUCAUCUUUAUCCGCUAAAAGCGCAGCUUCCAAGACCUCUGGAGUGACUAAUCUGAAGAAGACUUCCAGUGGUGGCUCACUCUCCAAAGGUAGUCCUGGGUCCGGUAUACCCAAGACACCAAGUGGAAGCAAUCUGAACAAAACUAACACUGGAAGUGCGGUGUCAAAAACUUCAACUAGUGCAGGGAAUUUAAGGAAGACAUCAAGUGGGAGUAAUUUAACAAAAAAUAGCCCCGGGAGCUCAAUAUCGAAGACAUCAAGUGGAGGUAACCUAACAAAAACAACAAGCGGGACAUCCAUAGCUAAACGUGGCAGCGAUGGUUCUCUCAGUAGUCGCAAUGGAAGUAAUGGAUCAGUGAACAAACCAUUGAUAAGCCCAAGGGAGACAAAGACCUCAGCAUUAAGAAAUGGUGCCAAAUCAAACCUGCAAAAGUCGGAGAGUAAUACAAGCCUUAAGAAAGCAGCUGGUCCAAGUAAAACUACACCAGCUUCACCAAGAAGAGGCUCCAAUACAAGUAUAGCAUCAACGCCAUCUACGACCCCAACCAAACCAGGAGCUAAGAAACCUGUCACAAGUAAAAUAUCUGGACUCUGGAAGCGUGAAGAUGGCAAGAGUGUUGUCCCAGUUGCUAAUAAUAGCAGGACAGCAUCCCCAAGUGGUAAACCACCAACCCCAACUAAAUCCCAGAAACCAGAGGUGAAAAUUCAAAAUACAACCCAGAGUAAAAUAGGCUCUAAAUCGCCAAAACAAAUCAGAAAAGUGGCCCCACCUACUAAGGUAAACCUCCCAGCCAAUAAGGUGAAACCAUUAACUCCACCAAGGAAGAGCUCUGCUGUAUCUCCAGUACAGAAGAGCUCCCCAGUUGAUGCCCCUAGUGAAGGAAUAAAGAGGAGCUCUACCUAUGAUAAACUCAGUCCAGAGAAAGAGCCUGAAGUGACCCAACCUAAGGCCAGUGGUGGCUGGAGAAAGGCACCUAAUAAUGUCAGUGACAGUGACUCGGAUUGUACACCAAAACCCACAAGUGGCAUUAAGAAACCUGUUGGAGCAUUUAGACGAGCUGUAGACCUCCAAGGAAGCGAUAGUGAUAGUUCAGGGAGUGAGAAGCCCAUGAGGAAGAGUGGACAAAUCUGGGUAAAACGUGGGAGUAACCCCCCACCCCCACCACCAAGGACCAGCAGCAGGCUAAGGUCUAGUGCACCCCCCAGGACCAUGGAUAACAACACUAAACAGACAUUAUUGGACACUGAGGAUGUUGCUAAGAGACGGUUAACAUACACUGUUCCUGAUGACACAGCGAUGCCGGAUGCUCCCGAUUCUACAGCAAGGCCGAUGCAGCAUGUUGAUGUUGUGGUAAAUGUCAAAAACUGUAUCACCGUAAAUGGUGGCUUAAACAAUGGACCAGUAACUACCACUAGUAGUACGACAGUCACUAGCCCAACUAAGGCUGAAAUCACAAACAAAGUAUCUCCAUCUGCAGUAGUUCAGCCAUAUAAUUACACUCCAACUCAAAAGACGACUAAAACAUUACCAACACAAAAAUCUUCAUCUAUACAAAAACCCUCCAAUAAAAAAACAGAGAAAAUAGAUACGGACGUUAAUGAAGGAUCUGAUAGUGAAAAGGGUUUAAAAAGAGAGAUGACUAAAACUGAAAUGCUGAUUGCAAGACGUAGAAGAUCUUACUUAAACAGUAACAAAAGUGAUGAAAGUAUAGAUUCAGAUGAAAAGAAACGAAAUUGUCUUGUGACAACAGUUUAACCAAAUAAGCAUAAUUUCACAGUGGACAGUGCAAAAAACAAUACAAAAAACAUUUAUGAGUAGUAAAGAGUGAAAUCCAUGAGGAAUGUAGUUAAUAGUAAACAAAGAUUUAGUCAAUUAUCUAGAGAUUUUUAUGAAAUAUUUCUGUUUCAUUAUUACCAGGUUAUUUUUCUCUUAUUUAUUGCAAGUGUGAUUGUAGAUUACCAUGUUCUUCGGAAAAUGUUUUAGGAUAGUGCCUAUACUGAGUGUAUAGAUUUUGUUACAGGAAUCACUUUAAUGAAAAAAUAUAUCUGUUGUACUCGUGUAUUGUAAAUAUAUAAACCUUGCUUUACUUUUUAAGAGCUUUGUACACAAAAUGGAAAAUCAUGAUUUAGAGUUUGUGCACUAUUUAAUAUAAUGUAUAAAUGAUAGUAAACCAUUGUAUAUAACAUUAUUCACUAAAUCAUGGAAACUUAAGGUGGCUAGAUUGGAGUUAAUUAUCUUGUUUUUAACACACAAUUAGCUCCCAGAAUCAUCCCAUUCUGACCACCUUAAGGACAGAUGUUAAUAUUUUGUCAUUUAUGUAAAAAGUACUAACUGUUCAACUAAAUUCAGCAUUGAAUUGCUGAUUACUUGUAUAUGCACCAUUGUAUUGUUGGAAAUUACAAUACAGACAAAACACGACCUCCCUUUCCCUGUGUUAUUUUUGGGAAGUCUUUCUUGUCUGUAUGUGUAGAUUUCCCAUAUGUGUCCCAUUGUAUGCUUGUCCAAAACUAUGAAAAAAAUACAGUACAGAUAAAGAUAAACCUCCCGCCCUAUGUUAUUUUUGGGAGUCCGUUUAUUGUGCCGUACUAGUCUAUACUGUAAUGUACUGAUCAGUACUGUACUAUAUUAUACUGUACUGUUCUGUAUAUGGGCACUGCAAUGUUUGGCUUCUGAUGCCACUGAAGAGAUUCUCAUGUGUUCUUUGCAUAAAAAAGUAAUUAUUUUACUGAAGUUACAUGUACACAGUGAUGUUGUAUACAGACAGGAACGAAAGUCUAUAAAUUUGGGAAUUAGUGUUGAAAAAUUGAAAGUUCGCACGAGCAAUGAUUAAGAUCAGUUUUGUAAACUGGCAUUUAUUUGAUUUGAAGUGUUUCUACCCAUAAGAAAAUGCCAUGAUGUUUUGGAACUUAUAGGAGAAAGGAACUGAAUGGAAUCGGCAAGUAAUAAAGACAAAAGUCUUGGAUUUGUUACUCUAAAUUAUAUAGAAAUAAAAGAUAAAUGCCUAAAAAGGAAUCAUCAUUAUGGCUAUUUUCUCAUA